AUGGAUGAAUACAUUAUCAUCGGAAUCGACUUUGGCACCACAUACUCUGGUGUGGCAUGGGCAUACUCAAAUGAGCCCGAGGAUAUCGAGGUAGUGACUACAUGGGAGUCUGAGCUUAAUCAUUGUUCGGACCUCGAAAAAACACCAACUCAUCUUUAUUUCGGCAAAGGUGAUGGCAAUAUCAAAUGGGGGUAUAACAUUCCUGAAAACGGAGAAGCCCUUGAAUGGUUCAAAUUGCUUCUGCUCAAAGAGAAAGAUCUACCCUUGGAUGUGCGCCACUCGCCCAAACUGGAUGAGGCCCGUCGCCUCCAGGAAUUAUCCAAGAGAGACGUCGUCGAUAUUGUAGCAUGUUUCCUAACCCGGCUUUGGAAGCACGCAUUGCGAUCCAUCAAGGAAGCGAACGGUGACAACCUGCUUGAAAAGUGCCGUUUACAUGUUGUGAUGACGCUACCUGCUAUUUGGCCCCAUUAUGCUCAAGAAAAGAUGAGAAAUGCCGCUGAAAAAGCCGGGUUCUUCAGGAAAAGAUCAUUCCAAGAAAUCAACUAUCCAGGCAAGGGACAGAUCAAGAAGUUUCUCAACGACAAUUGGGAGCACGGCAUUAAACCACAAUUCCGAGGUCAGAAUCGUUCCUGGGGUGUUGAACUUCCCAACUCGGUGCUUGCAAAAGGGAAAGGCAAAAAGAGACCGUCAACGCUGGAAAUCAGCACUUCCGAGCUAAUUGACGUAUUCAGCCCAAUUGUUGGCAAGGUUGAGUCGCUUGUCACUCAUCAAUCAAUGUCUAUCGUGGGGAAGUAUGGAAGAGAACCGAAGUUUGUAAUUCUUGUCGGUGGGUUUGGACGAAGCCCAUACCUAUUUGAGCGACUCAAGUUGUUAGUUGGAGAGAACACUACGGUCCUUCAAUCCCGAGGUUCUAAACCUUCAAAUUCAUUCACAUUUUACUCGCGAACAUUUACUAACGAUGUUUAUCAGCUGGGUCGCAAUAUGUCGUGGAGCAGUGAUUCAUGCAAUCACAUCCUUGGGCUUGUCUAA
Metarhizium acridum CQMa 102 is the source of this 1029-nucleotide messenger RNA. The record is from RefSeq and is a predicted model, not a curated record. Lineage: Eukaryota; Fungi; Ascomycota; Sordariomycetes; Hypocreales; Clavicipitaceae.